AAUUAACUCAAACACAAUCCUGUGCGUGCGCUUCGUACCCACCAGAUCAUGAACGGCUUGCGCCGCCUCCUCCCCCGGCUCCUCCGCCGCGAGCCCACGGCGGCCGUCAGCGCAUGGCAGCCUCGGUUGCCGCCCGGGUACCACGGCCACCACUUCACUAGACCUGCCGUCCGUCCACGACACUACUGCACUUCGCCGUCUAGCCCGACCACACAGACCCGCUUGGGCUCCCGUUGGUACCACGAUCCACGGAAGGUCGCCGCGUCGGUGUCUGUCGUCUCUGCCGCCUUAUGCUACCAGUUCCUCGAGGUGAUUCCAUGGACCAACCGCGCGCACUUCAUCUUCCUGUCCCAUCAGUCGGAGCGAGCGCACGGACUCGCCGAGUUCGCCGACUACAAGCAGGAGGUGGUCUCCAAAAUCCUCGGCCCGCGCCACCCUCACAGCGUCCGCGCCCGUCGCAUCGCCGAGAGGAUCAUCCACGCCGGCAUCGACGACGCUGUCAUCCUCCGCGUCGCCAGCAACCGGCACAAGGGGAAGGCAUGGCUACCUCCGCCUCAGACGAGGCAUCUCCAUGGGCUCGACUGGGAGGUGAUCGUGGUGGAUCACAAGGGCAACACCGGCGCCUACUGCACGCGCGGCGGUAAAAUCGUACUGUACACGGGAUUGCUCGACCACUUCAAGACCGAUGGUGAGAUUGCAUUUGCUAUCGCCCAUGAGGUUGCGCACAUCAUCGCAAGGCAUGAAUCUAGAUUUGACAUAGUUCAGUUUCCAUUUUGAGUUCUUUACAGUGUUCCCAAAGUUAAUAUGGGCCAUCCAUGUAUGCUAAUCCAACGGUUAAAUUCAUCUGAUACUGCAACACAAUUCUACGGGAGUACCAUCACCUAAGAGGGUACCUCCGUUCCAAGGGUAAAGUUGUAACUUUGGUGGAACAAUUGUGUAGUGGGGAACUACAUUGAAUUACGAGAGGAAAUUUACCAGUUUUUUUAUUUGAUUUGUGAUUAUGGUCAUGGGGGAAUUGUGUCCAAUUGAUGAUUCCUUCCACUAAACGCUAGACCACCAUUCGUUUGUUAAACACAGUCCUUUUCGCAUUUGAUCUUGUGGCCGACACAAAUUUUUUUGACAAUCUUAUGAGAGAUCCUCCUGCAGCUUCUCCACGUCCCAUGUUCUUGUGGCCGACACAAACAAUUUUGACACCAGAACAUGAGCGGUAGGUGAUUCCAUGCACAUUGGUCUCAGCAUAUGAUCCCGUGGUAAGUUUUCUUGCAUAAUCCUGGUAUUCCUUGGCGUAGUACAUCGCACCCUUCCAAAAUUCCUCUCUAAACCUGUCAAGAUGAGCUUCCAAGGACAUUUAGAUCGUGCCUUCAAAAGUAUGAUACUUAAUGAAGUAGGUUCCUUUAAGAGCCUCCAUGCUUGUUUAGAUACACAACUUAAAAAUUACCAAUAUCACGAAAAACCAAUCCCCCAUAUAUUUUGGCAUGCACUUGGAAUCGCAUGAGACCCAUGUUAUUUUCCUUUCUCUUGCUUCCUCAUCAGAAACUCUGUAUGAGUGACGUAAUGGGCUGACAUAAUCCUCUUGGUAGCUUGAAGCCGGACAUUGAAAAUGUUGGCACAACCUGGGCAACUGCCUUGUUUAAAAUCUCUUCCCAACCAUAUACAACAAGAGUUUUUCUAUCCACCCUUGAACUCUUUUCUAGGCAUUAUCUUUCAGAUAUGCAAACACUCCAUUCUUUUGCCAACCAACAUCAGCCGGUAAUCCCAAAUAUUAGUCAUUAAGAGAUUCUUUCUCUACUUCUAGAAUCUGCUUAACUGCAUGUAAGUUAUUUUCAGAGCAGCCCUUACCAAAGUAAAUAAAGGACUUGGAUAGGUUCCCUCGCUGCCCAGAAGCAUCACAAUACUUUUGCACUGAAUCUCUGGCCCAGGCAGCCCUUCGAUAGAUGCUUUCAAAAAUAACAGAGUAUCAUUUGAAAAAAAAGGUGUUUAACGGUAAGUGCCAAGGGAGCCCCUUGUAUACCCACCGGUGUCACUUCCUCACGCUUUAACAUAUAACACAAUCCUUCAGCUACCAGCAAAAAAUAGGUAAGGAGAUAUGAGGCCCGAGUCGGCCUACACUCCUUUGAGACGCCACCAUUCAAGAUGGCCAAGGUAACCAAGGUCACCCUAUUCAAGAUGAGCUGCACAAACCUUGGGGGCGAAUCCAAUUUUCUUCAAGAUAGCUUCCAGAUAACUCCAUUCUACUCUGCCAUAGGUUUUCAUCGUAUCUAACUUAACUGCACAAUUAGAAUUAG
Messenger RNA from Triticum aestivum (bread wheat), 2285 nucleotides. Its product is annotated as mitochondrial metalloendopeptidase OMA1-like. Gene Ontology annotation, molecular function: metalloendopeptidase activity. Gene Ontology annotation, cellular component: membrane. The coding region runs from base 49 to 777 and encodes 242 amino acids. Lineage: Eukaryota; Viridiplantae; Streptophyta; Magnoliopsida; Poales; Poaceae. The transcript is spliced from 2 exons. The record is from RefSeq and is a predicted model, not a curated record.